UGGGGCCCCCGGGCAAUAGGGGAUCAUGGGGCCCCUGUGUCCUUGCCCAAACUCAAAAGAGCCUAUGAAAAAGGUACCAGGGGCAUCUCAUGGGGCCCCCUACUGACCCCGGGCCCUCGGCAGUGCCCAAAUUUCCAAAUGGUUAGUCCGCCCCUGGGCACAAAGGAGUUCCCUAACAGGGACGAACUGACAACUCAUGGGGCCCCCGGGCAAUAGGGGAUCAUGGGGCCCCUGUGUCCUUGCCCAAACUCAAAAAAGCCUAUGAAAAAGGUACCAGGGGCAUCUCAUGGGGCCCCCUACUGACCCCAGGCCCUCAGGCAGUGCCCGAGUUUCCAAAUGGUCAGUCCGCCCCUGCUUCC
Messenger RNA from Staurois parvus, 359 nucleotides. Lineage: Eukaryota; Metazoa; Chordata; Amphibia; Anura; Ranidae. The record is from the annotation of a GenBank genome assembly.